Paramecium tetraurelia is the source of this 1731-nucleotide messenger RNA. RefSeq lists its product as uncharacterized. The record is from RefSeq and is a predicted model, not a curated record. The transcript is spliced from 4 exons. NCBI's taxonomy places the organism in Eukaryota, Ciliophora, Oligohymenophorea, Peniculida, Parameciidae.
AUGUAAGAUCAAUAAAAGAUUGUCAUACUUGCCAAUCAACUUGAAGAACUCAGGAAGUUAAAUAAGGAUUAGAAGGAAUUGAUAUUUCAGUAUGAAGAAUAGAAUGGAGCUGCUGAAAAGAAGAUCAAUGCUUUAAAUUAAAUACAUCAGGAUAAGGUUCGUAAUCUAAUGAAUUCGAUCACCCUCUUGAAAAAGGAGAAUGCACAAUUGAAAAACAUGAAUAAGGAACACAAACGAUCACAAUUAAUUGAGUAACUGAAUCAAGAAAUUGCAGAUUAAGAUCUAGUUAUUUAAACAUUGCGUUCCAUAGUCAACAACGAUUAAAGAUGUGAUAAUCAAAUUAUCGAGGCAUUGAACAAAGGACCUCCAAAGAUCAAGGCUCUAACUAGGGAAGAAUUGAAAAUUGAAAACAAGAGGUUAGAUAAUUAAUUGAGAGCCCUGAAAGAACAGAUGAACAAGAAAUAACAAGAGUUGAUGCAAUCUGAGCAAAGUGAAAAUGCCAGCACAUUCUCUAUGGAUGCUCAAUUUGAAGUACACACCAAGAAAAUAGCUCAAUUAACUGAAGAUAACUCCAAUUUCAAAGCUGAAAUUGCUGCUUUAUAAGAUAAGAAUUUCAAAUUGGAAGAAACAUUAGAUGAAAAAAGUAGAUAGAUUACAGUCUUGAAUGAAUAAAAGGGCUAAUUAGUUAUACUAACCAAAAAAUAUGAAUAACUUCAAAAAUUGAUGGAAGAUUACAAAAGAAGAGAAAAUCAAUAGGAAUUCCAUGAUAUCACAAAAGAAGUUGAUAUUGAAGAAUAGAAGAUGCUUAAUAAGGUUUAGGAGACCAAAUUAGAAAGUGUGGAAAAACAAUUGAGAGCAGAGGUUGAUAUAAUAAAAUUAGAAAAACAAGGAGUGUAAAGAGACUUAGAAAAUAAAUCUACUGAAUUAGGAAAAGCCAUUAAGAAGAACUAAUAAUUAGAGAAGAGAUUAAUGGAAUAAGAAAAGGAAUUGAAUGCUAAAUCAAAAGAAUUGCGAGAGAGAAUAGAGGAAUUUACUAAAAAAGAGGCUGAUUAUUUGACUUAACUUAGUUAAUUGAAAUAAUCAUUAGCUUAAAAGGAAAAUGAAAUUUCAUAAAACCUAUUAGAUUAGGGAUAGUUGAAAGCCACAAUCACUAAAUUAGAGCAAGACAUAGAAUAAUUGUAGGCUAAAUUAUAAAGAGCAGGAGCAUAUAAGUAGGUCGAUGACAUCUCUUAUGAUGUAAAGAUUAACAAGGAAAUCUAAAAUAAAUUAAAGCAAUAAACUAUUUCUGAUGAUCCAAAAGUAUUAAAACAAGCUCUAAAAUAAUAAUAACAAUACUAUGAGCAAGUUAUUGCAGUUUUGUAAUAAAGAGUGUUGUAAUAGAAAUAAGAUAACCUAUCUGACGAAGAUAAUUAAGAAAUAGAUAUGUUAAGUUCAGACAUUUCUUAAUUUGAAAAUAAGUAAUAGGACUAUGAUGUGGAUUCUAAUAUUGAAGAUCAAAAUAUACCUUCUGAUAUUCAUUCUUCUGUUACAUCAAUUUUAAAUGCGCCAAAACCAAGCAAAAAAUAAAUUGACUCUAACUUUUCAAGGUUUGAAUCUAUGAAAUCCUCUGACAUUGAUAAGAUAUCAUCUAAUCUAUCAGACUAAUAAAAUGCUUCACUAUCCAAAGUUAGUUCUAAUUUGUCAAAAAUAUCCUUUACUUCAUCUAUGCAGAGAGCCGUAAAAAGAUAUUGA